This is a messenger RNA of Emys orbicularis (European pond turtle), 1446 nucleotides long. It is a transcript of the gene MED27, whose product is annotated as mediator complex subunit 27. Gene Ontology annotation, molecular function: transcription coactivator activity. The transcript is spliced from 8 exons. Lineage: Eukaryota; Metazoa; Chordata; Testudines; Emydidae. Gene Ontology annotation, biological process: regulation of transcription by RNA polymerase II. Bases 24 to 962 code for a protein of 312 amino acids. The record is from RefSeq and is a predicted model, not a curated record. Gene Ontology annotation, cellular component: mediator complex.
CAUUCGGCUGGCUGCGGGGUAAGAUGGCGGAGGGGGUGCUGAGCCCCGGGGUGAACCUGGAGGCCUUUUCCCAGGCCAUCGCCGCCAUCCAGGCGCUGCGCUCUAGCGUCACCCGGGUGUUUGACUGCCUGAAGGACGGGAUGCGGAACAAGGAGACGCUGGAGGGCCGCGAGAAGAGCUUCGUCGCCUGCUUCCAGGAGAGCCUGCACUCGGUCAGCCGGGACUUGAGUGAACUGGAACGUCUGAGCAAUCUAGUAGGCAAACCAUCUGAGAACCAUCCUCUCCAUAAUAGUGGAUUGUUGAGCCUAGAUCCUGUACAGGACAAAACUCCUCUCUACAGUCAACUACUUCAGGCCUAUAAAUGGUCAAACAAGUUGCAGUACCAUGCAGGGUUAGCGUCUGGCCUUUUGAAUCAACAGUCUUUGAAACGUUCUGCCAACCAGAUGGGAGUAUCUGCAAAACGGAGACCAAAAGCCCAACCUACAACUCUUGUUUUACCACCUCAGUAUGUUGAUGAUGUGAUCAGCCGCAUUGAUAGGAUGUUCCCUGAGAUGUCUAUCCAUUUAUCCAGGCCAAAUGGAACCUCUGCAAUGCUUCUGGUUACCUUAGGAAAAGUGCUAAAAGUGAUAGUGGUGAUGCGGAGUCUCUUCAUUGACCGGACAAUAGUAAAAGGAUAUAAUGAAAAUGUCUACACUGAAGAUGGCAAGGUUGACAUAUGGUCCAAAUCCAACUAUCAGGUUUUUCAGAAGGUGACAGAUCAUGCAACCACUGCUUUAUUGCAUUACCAGCUGCCCCAGAUGCCAGAUGUGGUGGUCAGAUCCUUCAUGACCUGGUUAAGAAGUUACAUAAAGCUGUUCCAGGCUCCAUGCCAGCGCUGUGGAAAGUUUUUGCAGGAUGGCCUUCCACCUACGUGGAGAGAUUUCCGAACGCUUGAGGCUUUUCAUGACACUUGCAGGCAGUAGUAGCAUGACCCAGUCCCUGGUCUUGCAAGAAGGAAAGCGAAUGGGACUUAUGGACAGAACAGGCCUUCAGAUGAGCUCUGAAGAAUGCUGAUGGUUCAUUAGUUGAUUCCCUUUCUGAACAUUAAUAUACACAUUCCCUCCUUUAGUAAAGUUUUCUUACUGAGUAGUAAAGCAGCACUAUGCAUUUGGCCAUUAAAAAAGAAGUCUCUGUCCAAGGUACUAAUGAGGCUUUUAUUUUAUUUUAUUUUAUUUUAUUUUUACUUCAAUUAAUGCACAAGGGAAAAGGUGGGGAAAAGUUACUGUUAUAGGCAGGUCAUACGUGGUCAUAUUGGGGUGUUUGUGCUGAAGUCAUUCUCUGGGAACUGUCAGUUGUAAUCAUGGUCAUGAAUAACUGAUAUUUUAAUGAGAAUAUCCAUGUACAAUGUACAUUUUGCUACAAAAUUCACAAUGGAGGCAAACUUAUUUUUGUGAACUAUAAAAAACU